AUGAGCACGUUUCAACUGAAUCGGUCUCGUAUCGCCGGCAGCAAGUCGUCCAAGGACAAGAGCUUCUCAUCCAAGGGCAAGAUUGAGAAGUACAACCAGGAUGGCACAGAGACGAUUAUUGUGAUGGGUCGUCCCUUUCGUGUGGUGCAAAAGAUUGGUGGUGGGGACAAGCAUACUACGAGCUACAAGGACUUCGGCCGCAAGAACUUGAAGGAUACUCACUCCUACGUCGUCUUGGUGGAGAACGUGGAGAACCUGUCAGAGUUCCCGCGGCACUUUGUGUUGAAACGGUCCUUCUUCAACGUGGACGAGGUAUUGCUGGCGCACCGCGAGCUGGAGGUUCUGGGGCGGGUGAAGGACAAAGGCAUUGUGAAGGUGUUCCACACGGAGAUCACCCGCAGUGAUGGGAAGCUGGGCGUCACCGUUGCAAUGGAGUACUGCAGCAGCGACUUAUACCGCCGGCUUUGCACAGACACACGGGUGCCUGAGGGAGAGAUUGUGCAGGUCCUUUUGGCCGUCACCAGCGUCGUGGGAUACCUGCACUCGCGGCAACCACCUAUUGCACAUCGUAACAUUACCCCGGAGAAUAUUUUGAUUCACUCCGGCUCCAUUGGGGCCGCGUCCUACCGUCUAUGCAACUUUAGAAGCGUCAUGACAGAGGCGUAUCAUUGCGCCAACCGUGAGGAGGUGGUGAUGGCGGUGGAGGAUAUUGAGCGAAACACGUCGGGUGGGUUUCGCGCGCCCGAGAUGGCAGACCCAGGCAGCGGCAAACGCAUUGAUGAACGCGUGGACCUUUGGUCCAUCGGGGUGCUGCUAUACUAUAUGAUGUAUCUGCGCCUGCCCUUUGGGGAGACAAAUAUGGGGCUGACAGGCCGCCUCAAGCUACGAUUCCCUGCAGGGACGGAGAUGUGGUAUACCGGCUCUCUCCGCGUGGUUCUAACGCACCUGCUGGAGCCGGAUCCAGAGAAGCGGUGGGAUAUAUUUGCCCUCACCAACUUCCUGCGCUUUGACGAGGACAUCAGUAAACACAUUGGCACAUUCUUCUUCACUGUGACGGAGUGGCCUGACGGGUGGGAGCAGCAGGACAUCAAAGUGGUGAAUCGCGUGGCACCACCCAAAGCACCGCCUGUGCGAGUACAUGGUGGCCCCCCGCCUACCGCUAACGUCGCCAGUGCUGCAGAUACAGGCAUGACAGAUCGAACGCAAACUGACGAGGAACUGGAGCUAGGCUCCCCGAUGGGCGAUGAAGGAGAGUUUGAGUUGGACCCGGAAGCGCUCGCGGCACUAGGUAUAGACGUUGACAGCGCAGACCCUGAGAUGCGGAGGUACUGUAAAACGCUCAUCCAAGAGCAAAAGGAGGUCUGGAGAGCGGCGAAGGUCGCCAAAGCAAAGAAGGUCAGGGGUAGCCAACCACAAGAGACGCGUGAGGAGGGUUACAAAGGACAGGGGGCAGAGCAGCCUCAACAGCAAAAGGAGGAACCACCAAAGGAGGAUAAACAGAAUUUUUUUGAGGACUUGUUCGCCCCGGCUCCUGCACCUCAGCCCACAUCCUACAGUUUCCCUGCCGCGGCUUCUCAGCCAACAACGUCGCCAGACGUUGUGCAUGAUGAAAAGAAUUGGCAGGAUACACUUUUCCACAGCGCACCGGCGUCGCAGCAGCUCCCCCAGCAGCAGCAGCAGCAGCAGCUACCGCCACAGACACGAAAUUCAUUUGGCGUGAUGGACAUUGGCUGGGGAUCUGGGGUACCGACAACGGCACCGGUUGCGGGGUACGGUGUUGCGGACGUGUACACUGGACCUCAGCUGGUAACAGCGGCACCGUUGGCAAUGCCGCAGCAACCGCAUCAACAAUACCCGUCCCAGCAGUUCUCUUCUCCGUGGGAAGGCAACGCGUCCUCUGGGCCUCAAGCACCGCCGAUUCAGCAGCAGCAGCAGCAGCCUGUUGUUCAGCAGGCCACAAUGGACGUUACAAAGGGAGGUUUUCCACCACGUCCCUCGUUUGAGCCGAAUCCAGCGAAAAAGAAGGAUCCCUUUGAGGAUCUCUUCUCUUAG
Trypanosoma rangeli is the source of this 2052-nucleotide messenger RNA. RefSeq names its product putative protein kinase. The record is from RefSeq and is a predicted model, not a curated record. Gene Ontology annotation, molecular function: ATP binding; protein serine/threonine kinase activity. Gene Ontology annotation, biological process: protein phosphorylation. Gene Ontology annotation, cellular component: cytoplasm. Lineage: Eukaryota; Euglenozoa; Kinetoplastea; Trypanosomatida; Trypanosomatidae. The transcript has a single exon. Bases 1 to 2052 code for a protein of 683 amino acids.